AGGAACCCAAGCUCUCUUGCACUUUAUUCUCUUCAAAUUCGAUACUUUGCCCUGUACCCUGAACGAGGUUUUUGUUUCAAUAGAGAGCCAACUCAAAGGAAAAAAAAAACAGUCUUUCUCUUUCUUUCUUUCUCUCUUUUAUGUGUCCUACAUUGUCUUGUUCUAACCUCAGAAUCUCUUAGUCUUACUUCCACGCUUCAGUUGUUGUCCCUCUCUGUUCGUUUCCGUUUCAAUUCUCCUUCAGUUUUUCUUUUCUGUUUCUGUUCUUUUUCUCUUCCUUUCUUUUUCCUCUGUUUCUCUCCUAGACUUCCAGCAGAAAAGAGUUAUAAGUGAAAGACCAAAUAAGAAAACGAAAUGCCCAACUGGGUAUUUUUGGUUUUCACUUUGUUAAAAAUAAAAUAGUAAUGCAGAUUAAAAACUGGAACUUCCUUUGUUCCCUCGCCUAUUUUCUCUUCAUUACCUGAGGGAACAGAGGACUACCCAACUCUUCCGCCUCUGCUAUCAGCUAUCAUUCAAAAUUACCCCACUUUUCUCCCAUUAUUUUCCGCACAGAACUCGAACUUCCUCUCCCUGAAAAGCCGUGUUUUCAAGAUUGUUUCUUGUAUUUUUCUAUUUGUCUUUAUUUACAUUUUAUCAAAGGCAAAAACAUCUUAGAAUAUCAAGUGAUAGUUGAGCCAAAAGAAGCAACUUCACAAAAUCAUAAUUAUCGCUUUCAAAUCUGGAUAGGCUAUAUGAAAACUGUGAAACAAUGAGAGAUGGGAACUCCAAGAAGAGCAAGCUUUCAUGGCCCAAGACGUUGGUCAAGAAGUGGUUCAAUAUCAAGAGCAAAGCUGACGACUUUCAUGCUGAUGAUGUUGAUUAUCAAGGUGUUGAUGAAGAUUGGAGGCACAACUUCUCAGAGAGGGAGGCAUGCACUAUCAAGAAAAGUAAAACAGAGAGAUUGAGCAAGAGGUAUUCUGAUCGAGUUCGACGAAGCAAGAUUGAUCUUGAUGGUUCGCAAGUUACAGAUGUGCAUAGUUAUAGGAUUUUUGUAGCUACUUGGAAUGUGGCCGGAAAAUCUCCUCCUAGUUAUUUGAAUCUUGAAGAUUGGCUUCAUACCUCUCCUCCAGCUGACAUUUAUGUACUUGGGUUUCAAGAAAUUGUUCCUUUAAAUGCUGGUAAUGUUUUGGGCACUGAAGACAAUGGACCGGCCAGGAAAUGGCUAGCUCUCAUUAGGAAGACUUUGAAUAGUCUUCCUGGCACCAGUGGUGGUUGCCUCACACCUUCACCAAUCCCUGAUCCGCUUGUAGAACUGGAUGCAGACUUUGAAGGAUCAACAAGGCAGAAAGCUUCAUCUUUCUUUCACCGCCGAUCAUUUCAAUCCUUGAGUCGGAGCAUGAGAAUGGAUAAUGACAUGGUAAUGCCACAACCCCGGCUUGAUCGCCGCUUCAGUGUCUGUGAUCGUGUUAUCUUUGGGCAUAGACCAAGUGAUUAUGACCCUAAUUUCAGAUGGGGUUCCUCUGAUGACGAGACUGGACCUGGGGAUUCACCAGGUAACACUCAGUAUUCGCAAUAUUCUCCAAUGUCCUAUGGUGGAUCUUUUGCCAUGGAGGAAAGCAAUAGACAAAUGGGGCAUUCAAGGUACUGUUUGGUUGCCAGCAAGCAAAUGGUUGGGAUAUUUCUAACAGUAUGGGUGAAGAGUGAUCUUAGAGAUGAUGUUCGCAACAUGAAAGUAUCUUGUGUUGGCAGAGGAUUGAUGGGUUAUCUUGGAAACAAGGGUUCCAUUUCAAUUAGCAUGUCUUUGCAUCAAACAAGCUUUUGCUUCGUCUGUAGUCAUUUAACCUCUGGGCAAAAGGAGGGUGAUGAGCUGCGAAGAAACUCUGAUGUUAUGGAGAUCCUCAGAAAAACAAGGUUUCCCAGGGUUCAUGGUAUGGGAGAUGAGAAUUCUCCCCAAACGAUUCUAGAGCAUGAUCGUAUUAUUUGGCUUGGGGAUUUGAAUUAUCGGAUUGCUCUGUCAUAUCGUUCUGCAAAGGCUCUGGUUGAGAUGCGCAAUUGGAAGGCACUUUUAGAGAAUGACCAGCUUUGCAUAGAGCAGAGGCGAGGCCGUGUUUUUGAGGGAUGGAGUGAAGGAAAGAUUUAUUUCCCUCCUACAUACAAGUAUUCGAAUAAUUCAGACAGAUAUGCUGGGGAGGAUAGGCACCCAAAGGAGAAGCGAAGAACUCCUGCAUGGUGUGAUCGUAUACUAUGGUAUGGAAGAGGCCUCCAUCAGUUAUCUUAUGUUCGCGGGGAGUCAAAGUUCUCAGAUCAUAGGCCUGUUUAUAGUAUAUUUGCAGCAGAGGUCGAGUCUAUUAACCGUGGUCGAAUCAGGAAAAGCAUGAGUUGUUCCAGUGCCAGGAUUGAGGUUGAAGAGCUGUUGCCACACUCACAUGGAUAUACUGAACUCAGUUUCUUUUGAGAGAAUCUGUGAACAAUUCAUCUUUUGUGCUACACUUGAGGAAAAUAAAACAGGAUUAAGUACACUGAUGUAUAAGGAUAUCUUAUACAUAGAAGGUUUCAUGAAUAAAGUGCAAUUUCCUCAGGAAUUCCAACCCUGCUUUCUCUCCACAAUCUGUCAGAUGGGCACUGCCCCAUGGAAACCGCAUUGUGGAGGCGAUAAAGACAUUCUGUUGCCUACAGUCCAAAAGAAAGGUACAAAUUGUACAUUGUCAACAAUUCCUAACUCCACAAUUUUGCGGCAUACUGUUGCCUCACCGCAAAUUCCUAACUGCCAUAUUGAAAAAUCCAGCUUCAACAAGGCAUCCAUGAUCUUAACAAUUAUUUGCAGGACAAGUUGAUAGUUUGUUCAUGUCUGAAUUCGACAACAUUUUUUAGAAAUUUACAGGACAAUAAUGGAUUGCUUCACCAGCUCUCUCCACAUGAGAUUUUUUGCCUCAAUCAGAAUCCCUUUUGUAAAAUAGGGCAGGAAGAUUAUUUGUUGUUCUUUUCUCUUCUUUUUUUAUUGAAAGAAAAAACCAAGGAGAGAGAUAAUGGAAUCAAUUGUCAUUUCCUUUUGUACUAGUCUUGGGAGAUAAAAGCCUGGAGAUGUGAUGGAUACUCAUUACUAGUGGAUAAAAGAGAAGAAGUUUUGAUUUAUGUGAA
Molecule: messenger RNA, 3117 nt
Organism: Theobroma cacao (cacao)
Lineage: Eukaryota; Viridiplantae; Streptophyta; Magnoliopsida; Malvales; Malvaceae
Product: DNAse I-like superfamily protein
Biological process (GO): phosphatidylinositol dephosphorylation
Molecular function (GO): phosphatidylinositol-3,4,5-trisphosphate 5-phosphatase activity; inositol-polyphosphate 5-phosphatase activity; phosphatidylinositol-4,5-bisphosphate 5-phosphatase activity
Source: RefSeq, a predicted model, not a curated record